Messenger RNA from Funneliformis mosseae, 384 nucleotides. The record is from the annotation of a GenBank genome assembly. Lineage: Eukaryota; Fungi; Glomeromycota; Glomeromycetes; Glomerales; Glomeraceae.
AUGCUUGUUAAAAAAAUUGAUUUAUAUAUUUCUAGAGAAUAUGAAUUAAGAUAUCCUGCAGUAAGAAAUCUUGGCAUUAGCGUAACAAAUGCUGUCAAGAAAUAUCCUUCAUAUUUGGAAAUAGAUAUAGCAAAUUUUGUAGUUAUUGAUAAGCCUAAAUAUAAUUUGAUUUUAGGAAAUCUAUUAUUUUCUGAUUUUACUGCAACAGAUUCAGAUGGAGAAAUUAUAAUAACCAAAAAUUUCAAACAUCAUAAAGUUAUGAGAAAUCUUGAUCUAAAUACUUAUUAUGAUUUAGAAUACACUGAAAUAGAAUCUGAAUAUUCUAACUCUAAAGACGAGAAUGAGAAUGAAGAAAUUGAGUCACCUAUAAUAAUAAUCAGAUGA